Exophiala bonariae is the source of this 297-nucleotide messenger RNA. RefSeq lists its product as uncharacterized. Gene Ontology annotation, cellular component: cytosolic large ribosomal subunit; ribosome. NCBI's taxonomy places the organism in Eukaryota, Fungi, Ascomycota, Eurotiomycetes, Chaetothyriales, Herpotrichiellaceae. The record is from RefSeq and is a predicted model, not a curated record. Bases 1 to 297 code for a protein of 98 amino acids. Gene Ontology annotation, biological process: protein-RNA complex assembly; translation. Gene Ontology annotation, molecular function: structural constituent of ribosome. The transcript has 3 exons.
AUGCCUUCCGAAGUAUCCGACAUCAAACAAUUCCUCGAGAUCGCUCGUAGGAAGGAUGCCACAGGUGCGCUUUUCCAAAGAUCCCAGAUCAUCCCACCACGAAAUAAAACGAGAUUGGGUGCCCGCCUGAAGAAAUCCACAAAGGGCAAGGACAUCAAGCUCAAGCUUCGCGGAAAGCGCUUCCUCUACACCCUCAAACUCAAGGACUCGGACAAGGCCGACAAGAUCAAGCAGUCUCUGCCUCCUACAUUACCGUUCCAGGAGAUCAACAAGACAACCAAGAAAGCCAAGAAAUAG